AAAUCAUCAUAUUACAUAGAUUGGGCCGCAAUAAGUUGGCCCAUUAAUUUCAUUAUAACACUUGGAAGCCUUGACUCGCUUCCCUCUCAAUUUCCUUUUUCUUGUUUUCUGGUAAUUUUUGUUUCUCUGUUGUGCUGUGCUUAAACCCUUACCGGAAGGAAUGGAGCCGCCGGCGAAAGGAACUGUGACGCCGUUAGCAUCGUUGUUCUCAGAGGAGGAGGCGCGGAAAGCAGCAAGUUACGUGGAGGAGAAAAUCGGAGAGAAGCGAGUAGAGAUGAAUCGUCUCCAACAGUUCGUAGAUGAAAACGACAAUCUCAUCAAUCUCGUGAAGAAGCUUCCCGAUCAGCUCCAUCACAACGUUAUGGUUCCGUACGGUAAAAUGGCUUUUUUCCCGGGUCGAUUGAUACACACCAACGAAUGUUUGGUGUUGUUGGGAGAGAAUUACUAUACUGACAGAACGUCGAAACAAACCGUUGAGUUCUUGAAGAGAAGAGACAAGACUUUACAGUCUCAAAUUCAUUCUCUUAAAGCUGAGAUUGAAGAUUUUCAAACGGAGGCUUCAUUCUUCACUACAACUGCUUCUGAAGCAGCGGAAGGACUUGUUGAGAUAAGAGAAGAGUAUGUAGAAGAAGAUUCUUCUGCAACUAUGAUUCAGUCAAGUGGAAAAGAGCCUUCUGGUCUUCCUGGAGGAGAGUCUGAAGAAGUUGAAGACGAUGAUUUUGCACGAAUCAUGUCCAGGUUGAAUGAACUUGAAAUGGAAGAAGAACAGGAGGGUGAGGAUGUGGACGAUAGAGGUGAAGAACAUGAUUCUCCUUUAGAAAGUGCGGAGGAGACCGAGCACGAUUUGGUGGAAGGAAUUAGAGGUGAGACAGACCGCGAUAGUAUGGAAAACAGGAAACAGGAAACUAUCGUAUCUGUCCCUAAGAUAGCUUCCAGCCAUAGCUCUUCCAUUAGUGCAUCCAGGGUUUCAGAGCCAAGAGCCAAAGCCAAAGUUAUUGAAGUGAUACCAGAGAAACAUCCACAAAACCUAGAUGAUUCGCUCAAUUGUAUCAGACCAAUGGCACACUAUCUUCCCAAAGAAAAUCAAUCACUUGGCGAAAACCCCCAGCAAAACGCUGGAACAUGGAGAGACUUUCAAGCGACCUCUUCUGUUUCCAGAGGAAACGCAAAAACCAAUGUUUUAGGACCACAAAAGAUCGAGUCUCCUAUGCAGGAACCAGAACCCGAGUUUGAUUCGACCAAGGCUUUUACUGGAUCAAUCAUAGAGCAUGCCCAUGUAAAAGAGAACAGCACACACAAUCAAACACAGUCUUCAGCGUUUCAACCAUCCAAACCAGUUUCAAGAUUCAAGGCUCAGAGACGGUAGCUAGUCAGUUUUGUGUAAAUUUUUUUGUUGGCUUGCCUUAUGGUAUGUAAGAACUAAGAACGCAUGCAAAUGGGUGCAUCUUGUAAGCUUUCUAUAUACAAUUAAAUUAACCAAAAUCUACAUCAAGAAAUCUGAUAUUGUUACUUGACUC
Molecule: messenger RNA, 1517 nt
Organism: Capsella rubella
Lineage: Eukaryota; Viridiplantae; Streptophyta; Magnoliopsida; Brassicales; Brassicaceae
Product: RNA polymerase II subunit 5-mediating protein homolog
Exons: 10
Coding region: 161-1366 (401 amino acids)
Biological process (GO): negative regulation of transcription by RNA polymerase II; negative regulation of phosphatase activity
Molecular function (GO): transcription corepressor activity; phosphatase inhibitor activity; chromatin binding
Source: RefSeq, a predicted model, not a curated record